Durusdinium trenchii is the source of this 2142-nucleotide messenger RNA. NCBI's taxonomy places the organism in Eukaryota, Dinophyceae, Suessiales, Symbiodiniaceae. The record is from the annotation of a GenBank genome assembly.
AUGUCCAAAAAGCUGCUUGUCAAGUCCUUCAAUCUAGUCCAGCCUCGCCUCAUGUCGACAUCACCCUCGACAAAGCAGAAACUGGUUCCAGUAUCAGAUUUCCGAGCCUUGAUUCCUAUCCGAGAGAUCCACCAGGAGAACUAUUUGGACGACUCCAAUGACGAAAUCUAUGUAGAUAUUUCAAACAAGUUCAUUCACCACGCUGGAAUCUACAAGAAAGAGCCUCAUCUCGCUCACGUUUAUACCCACCGAGAACAAGUGAAAGAAAGGUACAAGUCCAAAAGAGGGCACAUAUUUUGGUACACUGCAGAACUGAAGUUUGAAAUCAGAUGGAAUCAAACGGCUGCCAGGUGGGAACACAGAGUGGAGCGACACCUCAUCGAAGAAGACACACAUCAAAUCCCAGAGCAAUGGGGAGUCAUUGAGCAGUCCUUGUAUUCAGUGAAUGAGUCUGGACAUGAAGGAAACCCUGUUGAAGGUGAAUGGCAAAGCCUUAUCAACGAAGAAGAACAUCAGGAUACAACUAGGAAGAGGGGAUCAUGUCCUGGCAUUUAUGCAACGGCCUGGUCUCACACCGGGUUUUGGAAAGCUUUGGUGGCAGCUGCUAAGAGAGCUCGAGGAGAAGUCACCUAUGAAGAAGUGACAUAUUCAGGCCCGACAUGCCAUAUUAUCUUCAUUGUUGACAGCAGCAAAUCGAUGGCAAAGAAAGACUUGAAGUUGGAUGGUCAAAGUAUGCGCCGCAUCGAUGGGGCCUUUCUAAUGAUGAAGGAGUUCGCGCAGAAUGACCCAGGACACGGAUCUGAUACAUACACCGCAGUUCUAGUAUCAGAGAUGGGAUGCCAGACAAUUUGCAAGCAAUCCCCGGCAGCAAUUCUGGCAGAUUGCCUGGAAUCAGUGGAUGUUGAACCCAAGCACGGAGCUUCCUAUCGGCGGGUCAUCGAUAGCCUGCGCACGCUGUCCGAUGUACGAGAGCGCACACGCGUCAUCUUCUUAUCCGACGCACGUCCAGGAGAUGCCGGUCCCUAUUUGAAGUACUAUUGUGAGUACCUCUCAUGGCUGGGCGCAAACUCACAAGUUCUUCCUUUAGACACAUUGCAAGUGUACACCAUCGGCAUGCAAGGAACCUCAGAUUUUGCAAUUCUUCAGCAAAUGGCCAAUUUGGGAAAUGGCAUGCAUUUGCCAUGCCAGUCAUCAAUUGCGUCUUUGCGUACAGCUUUCGCGACUGUCUCCCGCACCAUAACACAGAGACGCAAGGCCGUGGGGAGUGGUCAAUCAUUUAACGACUUUGCCAAGCCCACUCGCAACAAUCGCAAGGAGCGAAGUCAAUUCUAUGAGCUACCUGGAUUGAUUACCUUCGGCCAUAAGAAUUGCAAGCUCCUUCGUGGCAAGAGCACAGAGUUUGUGUUUGACGGCUCGGAAUUUCUGGAGAAGGUCCAAGAACAUGUCGAGGUAUCAGUCCACAAUCUUCCUUUUGAUCGUGGAGCGAUGAGGCAAGUGUACAUGAUGCGAGCUGAGGGUCAUGAUGAGUUAGUCGGCGUUUGUAAAAUGGGCAGGUGGACUGAUGAGACAUAUGGCAUCAAGGAAGCAAGGCGCGAUGUCAAGAGUCUUGCGCUAGCUUCUUUCUUGGCGCUGGAGUUUUGCACCUUUUGUGACUUGCAGCCUGAGAAGUUUCGCUUCGUCAGAAGCUCAAUUUAUCAAUGUCACUCUGAGGACUCUUGGGGGUUGACUGCAGACCAUGUUUUUGUGGGUGAAGAGCAUUUGAACACGCGCUUCAUCAAGUUCAGCAGCAACGAUGGCUUUGUAAACUACAUAGACCACUCACUCGAGGCACAAGCAUUUGUGCAUUUUACGUAUGAAGCUUGUGGUGAGGAAAUGAUGGUCUCUGAUAUACAAGGAGUUCGAGUUGAUAAUGGUAUAUUGCUCACCGACCCGCAAAUCCUUUCUUCCUGGCAUGGAUUUGGGCCUGGAGAUCUUGGUGCAGGAGGGAUGAGCAGCUGCAUGGAAAGUCAUGAAUGCAAUUAUUUGUGCCAACGCUUCACAAAGAAAUUCAAGGCACAAAGACAAUCUGAGCGAAUGCCUGGAUCAUGGACCACUUUGGUUGAUCCAUGGAAUUUGGCCGAAGGGGCCGAAACAUAUUCCUAA